CGGGCGGAGCCGAAAACCAAACAAACGACUUCUGAGAGAUUGGGGGCGGGACUGACGGCGGCCGGCUUAGCUUCCAGAGCCAAGGCCUUCCGCCGAGUUGGUUUUUGGGUUGUUGAUCGCGGUGGCCGGGCGGUCUGCGGUCGGGCUGAGACGCGCGGAGCAAUGGCGACCUUUGUGAGCGAGCUGGAGGCGGCCAAGAAGAACUUGAGCGAGGCCCUGGGGGACAACGUGAAACAAUACUGGGCUAACCUAAAGCUGUGGUUCAAGCAGAAGAUCAGCAAAGAGGAGUUUGACCUUGAAGCUCAUAGACUUCUCACACAGGAUAACGUCCAUUCUCACAAUGAUUUCCUCCUGGCCAUUCUCACGCGUUGUCAGAUUUUGGUUUCUACACCAGACGGUGCUGGAUCUUUGCCCUGGCCGGGUGGUUCCGCAGCAAAACCUGGAAAACCCAAGGGAAAGAAAAAGCUUUCUUCUGUUCGUCAGAAAUUUGAUCAUAGAUUCCAGCCUCAAAAUCCUCUCUCAGGAGCCCAGCAAUUUGUGGCAAAGGAUCCCCAAGAUGAUGACGACUUGAAACUUUGUUCUCACACAAUGAUGCUUCCCACUCGAGGCCAGCUUGAAGGGAGAAUGAUAGUGACUGCUUAUGAGCAUGGGCUGGACAAUGUCACCGAGGAAGCUGUUUCAGCUGUUGUCUAUGCUGUGGAGAAUCACCUUAAAGAUAUACUGACGUCAGUUGUGUCAAGAAGGAAAGCUUAUCGGUUACGAGAUGGUCAUUUUAAAUAUGCCUUUGGCAGUAACGUGACCCCGCAGCCAUACCUGAAGAAUAGUGUAGUAGCUUACAACAACUUAAUAGAAAGCCCUCCAGCUUUUACUGCUCCCUGUGCUGGUCAGAAUCCAGCUUCUCACCCACCCCCUGAUGAUGCUGAGCAGCAGGCUGCACUCCUGCUGGCGUGCUCCGGAGACACUCUACCUGCAUCUUUGCCUCCGGUGAACAUGUACGACCUUUUUGAAGCUUUGCAGGUACACAGGGAAGUCAUCCCUACACAUACUGUCUAUGCCCUUAACAUUGAAAGGAUCAUCACGAAACUCUGGCAUCCAAAUCAUGAAGAGCUGCAGCAAGACAAAGUUCACCGCCAGCGCUUGGCAGCCAAGGAGGGGCUUUUGCUGUGCUAAAUUAGGAUUUGAGGGUGUGGGACCUUCACCAAAUUCAUUGAUUACUGAAAAUUGAAUGUUUUUUGGGUCCACAUUUCAAGGCUGAAGUGUAUAGUGUAUAUAUAACCUUUCCUAUGGAAAUGUGACAUUGAGUACAUUUUGUGUCGCUAUUGUGAAGCCAUUAAUAUAAAUCUUUGGUAAUGACCCAUAUCUCUGUAUUAUGUGUUCCCAGUUGUGGGAGCAGGCGCUAAUGAAAUCCUGUGCCUGGAAUGGAGAUAUUUAGGUACCUGAGGCUUAGUGUCCUGUGGUCUGCAUGUAAGACAAAUGACAUCCUAGAACAAAGAAGCUGUUGUAACUUAAUCCCCGAUCAGCAGGAUAUCUGUGUGUUCAGUGACAUCAUACAUUCUGUAUCUGGAAGUCUAAAAUUUCUGCCUUUCUCCUAAAGAAUGUGUUCUUGCAUUUUGGUUGAAAUAACCUACACAGUGUUAAAAAUCAGAUACCUCCUUUAGUGACCAGUUGAAAUUUUAAUAGCGAUAGGUAGCCCCUGAGAAAUUUAUCACUAUAACUCCACAGGAAAUACGACUUGGAAGUGCUCUGUGUACUAAACAAAAUAAAGCCCCUCUUUGCAUUUAAAACCAAAGUCAAAACAAAACUCAUGUAAUGCAAUUAAUUAACUUUGUCUUCCCAUGACUCGUUUUGUUAAAUAUGCCCAAAAACUUAGAUUGGCAGUUUCUUCAGUUAAUUAUUCCUAUAGAAUGUAUUUUAAGAAAUCUAUACAAAUUGGAUAUAUGCUUGGUAAUUCCCCAGUUUCUAGGAGGUACCUGUUUCUACCGUUUCAAGUGAUAAAGUGAAAAUAAUUUACAUUCGAUAGCGUUAGAUAACAAACCUACUUUUUUUAAAGAGAUAUGUUGCUUUUCACUUAAGGGAUAGUGUUGAUAGAUAAAUUAGAAUGUAUAGAUAGGUUUGUGAAAGUCUAAAUAAUGGCUGUAUAGAUAUGUAUAUAUGGUUCACAUAUCUGGAUCUGUGUAUUUGAUUUUGUACUUUAAAUGUGACAAAUAAACCUUUUGGGAGAAAA
Messenger RNA from Nomascus leucogenys (northern white-cheeked gibbon), 2224 nucleotides. It is a transcript of the gene TADA1, whose product is annotated as transcriptional adaptor 1. NCBI's taxonomy places the organism in Eukaryota, Metazoa, Chordata, Mammalia, Primates, Hylobatidae. Gene Ontology annotation, cellular component: SAGA complex. The record is from RefSeq and is a predicted model, not a curated record. Gene Ontology annotation, biological process: regulation of transcription by RNA polymerase II. Gene Ontology annotation, molecular function: transcription coactivator activity.